Molecule: messenger RNA, 648 nt
Organism: Aspergillus caelatus
Lineage: Eukaryota; Fungi; Ascomycota; Eurotiomycetes; Eurotiales; Aspergillaceae
Exons: 2
Coding region: 354-578 (74 amino acids)
Source: RefSeq, a predicted model, not a curated record
AAAAGAUGAAGUGGCAGUCAUGCUUCAUAAUAAGUGGAACAUCCUACCAGGCAGUGGAGUGUAUACAUUGAUUACCGGUCGAAGAGACUAGUUUCUAUUUUGUUGGCACGCUUAUCCCUUCUUUUGCAGGAGGAAAUAUUGCCUUGCCACACACUUCAAGAGGACAGGUCUGCAUAUUGGUGAUUUCAAGAAAGGACUAGUGUAACCUUCCAAUGGGAGACGGUGGCUGUCUUGCAGCGGGUGUGGCAAAAGCUAACCAACAUCGACUAUCACCCUAAUGCAGGGGCUAUUGGCACUGGAGACUCACUGCGUAAGGUGUGAACUUGUAUUAACUACUUUGCAGUCUCAUCCGGAUGGACUCUACAAGAUCUUCGGAACUGACAUAUCUACUGUGCUGGGGGUCAUUCGAAUUAAUCUCGCCCCUUAAGGACGGGUGUGGCGGCUAUGCAGGGAACAAUCUUACUCGAGGUUUCAUGGGAGCUCGCAUUAGAGCCGUGAUCUUGCCACCUAUGAGAUGGUUGGGCAGCGGAUGGAUUCAUAUCCUUGUUGCAAGGGUCCUGAUAAUUAUGAAGCCCUGAGGGCCUGAAUGACGAUGACCUAUAGCAUGUCUUGGUAAGAUGCCUAGAAGAUUUUUGAAGGUUUAGCAGU